UGUGUGUGUGUGUGUGUGUGUGUGUGUGUGUGUGUGUGUGUGUGUGUGUGUUGAUGAUGUUGUUUUCCAGGAAUACAGCCAACAGGUCCACUCAAACUGUGUGAUCAAGAUGGAGCAGGAGAAAUGCAUGGAAAUGAUGGCCUCGGACGAUCCUGGGAACGACCCGGACUACGGCUGUCCGUGGAUGUGGGACAACCUGACGUGUUGGCACCCUGCAAAGAUCGGGGAGGUGGUGGAAGUCGACUGUCCCGAACUCUUCUCUCAGUUCAUCAGCGAAGAAGACUAUGAGCCAGGCAUGGUGAGUCGGAACUGCACUGAGUUCGGAUGGGACGAGACCUUCCCUCAUUACGUUGAUGCCUGCAUGUCUGAAGAAGGGAACAGUAGCCAUCCGGACAUGUACUUUGUGUCAGUGAAGGCUCUGUACACUGUGGGCUACAGCACCUCUUUGGUGUCCCUCGUCAUGGCCAUGGUCAUCUUGUGCAGGUUCAGGAAGCUGCACUGUACGAGGAACUUCAUCCACAUGAACCUAUUUGUGUCUUUCAUCUUGAGAGCGAUUUCAGUCUUCAUCAAAGACAGCGUGCUGUAUGCCGAAGCAGACAGUGAGCAUUGCUUCAUACACACUCUUGAGUGUCGAGCAGUGAUGAUAUUCUUCCAUUACUGUGUCCUCUCUAACUACUUCUGGCUCUUCAUCGAGGGUCUGUACCUCUUCACUUUACUAGUGGAGACCUUUUUCCCUGAGAAGAGAUACUUCUACUGGUACAUCAUCAUUGGUUGGGGAACCCCCACUGUGUGUGUGACCAUCUGGGCCGUGCUGAAGUUUCACUUUGAUGAUAACGGAUGUUGGGACAUGAAUAACAACGCUGCCAUCUGGUGGGUGAUCAAGGGACCUGUACUCGCUUCAAUUAUGGUCAACUUUGUGCUCUUCAUCGGUAUCAUCGUCAUCCUCGUCCAGAAGUUGCAGUCCCCAGAUAUCGGUGGAAAUGAAUCCAGUAUUUACCUGAGGUUGGCCCGCUCCACUCUGCUCCUGAUUCCUCUGUUUGGGAUCCACUACACUGUGUUUGCCUUUUCCCCCGAGAACGUGAGCAAGAGGGAGCGUCUGGUGUUUGAGCUUGGACUCGGAUCCUUCCAGGGCUUUGUCGUGGCAGUCCUCUACUGCUUCCUGAACGGAGAGUAUAUCCCUCAAGGUGCAAUCGGAGAUCAAGAGGAAAUGGCGCAGCUGGACGGUGAACAGGUACUUUGCUGUGGACCUGAAGCACCGGCAUCCUUCGCUGGCGAGCAGUGGGGUGAACGGGGGCACGCAGCUGUCCAUCCUCAGCAAGAGCAGCUCGCAGAUCCGCAUGUCCAGCUUGCUGGCCGAGACCCCGGCGACCUGAGUCCCACCGGGGGGGAUGCAACGCCCUGCAGCGCCGCCAAACCCGAUGCACCCAUCCUCCUCCCCAUGACCAGUCUCACCAACCCGUUCCUCAACCCGUACCCCAAUCCGUACCCGGACGACAACAUGAUAGAAACACAGCUCAACUCCAGCGACCCAGAACAGCCUCUUGUCUGACCUGCUUUGACCCCAAUUAUGACCCAACCUGAACGUCUGGUGCCAAAUAAUCUCUUUAAGUCCCGAACUCCGGGUUCAGGAGUGAAAAACUUAGUCCACUUCAAAGGGCAUGAUUACGAAUUCUAGUGAAUAUCUAAUGUCCUUUGGGCGGUUGAUCUCUCUGUAUAUAUUGUAUUACUGUUGUCCGGUGCUACAGUAUUUGCUGCUGUAUCGCACGUGUUGGGGGGGUGGUUUAUUUCUGCAGCUCCCUCACAGUGAUCAUUCCAGUCAGUCUGAGAACGUUUUUAAAAACAAUUCUCAAGUUCACCCUUUCUUUAAAAUGUGUUUUUAGACUGUAUCUAUACACUGUAUUGCUCUUUAGAUGCAGACUUGCCAGCUGCCAUGCCAUUUGAAAUGGUUCCAUUAUUCAUGUGAACACCGUAAAGGGAAACUCUGCUGAUUUUACACAUUAAGUUUAUCCCGUUGAGUACUGAAAAGGAUAACCCUUAGCGAUGGCAGUGUGAUGACAUCAGAGUUAUUUUAGCUAAAGCUUGGCAUUUAGCCUUUUUAUGUGAAAAUCUGAUUUAUAAAAUGAUGGCAUUCUGUCUAAAAGAUGCAGUUUUCCUGUGUAUUACACAGAGUUUUCUAGAGUUUCCCCCUCAAAUUCUUGAUAUCCCGGCCUCUGCUGCUAAUAUUCUGAGCUGCCCUGAUGUACAGUAGAUACCUUAACUGGGAAGUUUUUUAUAAAUAUGUUGACGGAAAUUUAAGAAUGAAGGUUCAAGCUUAAGUCAGUGUUAGAAAUUUGAACUUCUCAACAUCAAAUCAAUGUUAUUUAUUGAGCUCAAACAUUAUGGACCCCAGGUCAUACCUACACUUAUUGAACACAUUCAGACUAUUCCCCACUACUGUACCAAGCCUUUGUUUCCUGUGUAAACUGUGACUGAUGUAAAACAAAGAGAUGAAGACAAACAGGCUGAGGAAUGUCGAAGGUGAAAUUUCACCUGGAUCUAACAAGUUGGAGAAAAGCAGUAUUUAUGAGAAGGACAUCUUUUUUCCAUUCAUGUGAAUUGCCAAAAAGAGACAAAAAAACAUACCAGGGUUAAAUGAUGAUAACUAUUCUUCAGAUGUCUUCACAGUGCUGAGGUUUACCGAUGACGACCACAAACUUCUCUUUUAAAUCUCAGCACUGGAAACUUGACCUCUGAGAGGAAUACUUUUGGAGUGCGUCUGUAGUUUUAAACAGCCGUUAGUACAGAAAAUGUCAAUGAUACUCAUGGAAGAAAGCAUCAUGAGUUCAACUGCUUGCAUGAACAUGCAUUUAUUGUCCAUUUGGUUAGUGUUACUUUCUUGGUGAUAAUUCAGUGGUGUUAAAGUUUAUUUUUCUUCAAGAAACGUAUUUCGGGCUGUUGUGGAGGCUAUGCGCUGUUAUACAGAUUCUCUUGUCACUGUGUAAAGCCAAGCCUCUUCAAUAGGGCUCCUACAGGACAUUUCAACAUUGUACUUGACCAUCAGAAAGCACUUCACUGCUUUUUGGAGAAUAUUUCCAGAUUUGUUUCUGAAAAAAAUGACCAUAUGAAUAAUCAGUUUUCAUUCUGAUUAAUGAGGGCUUCUUCAGACAAAUCCCUCGUACCAGUAUCUCUAUGUCUUUCAGCAGUUUGCAACUCUUGUGGCAUUUGCUCUCUUUACGCUUGAAGACAAGCACAUAGUCGUUACUCUUUGUGGGGGGCUUUUAAAUCGGGGGUAAUACUGUAACUCCAAAGACCAAUUACUUGACUUUUUGCACGGCCGUAUCUGUUUGCGAAGGCUGUGUUAGCUUUGCAUUCAAUGUCACUGCUGAUGUUUCUUUUGGUCUGACUCGACUAUCCUCAAAAUCCCUACGUUCCACUCUACUUUUUGUCUCCAAAAGUGCCUUUAAGCACAAAACAAGUAUUUUGAUUUGUCGUUUUUCAUUUCAAAACGAAUCUGCAAAGAAUAGAACGUGGUUGAACAAAGUGCUUUUAUGAUGCUUAAGACUAAAUCAGUAUUUUAAACCUGGAGGCCUUCGAAGUACUUAAAGUUGUCUUUGCUAAAGAUGAGCAGAACAUAUGACCGAUUGGUGUUUUAAAUAAAGUAAUGCUACAGACUAAUAACUACGUCAGUGACUGUACAGUAUAUUACAUGAACACACUAAGAAAUAUGUUUAGUUCCCCUACACAUCCUUCAUUUUUACUUCUUAGCGGUAAAGGGAAAAUUAAACAGUCACACACCUGAAGCUCUUUUCUUUAUGAAAUCCUAGUAUUGUUUAAGGGGCUUUCUUCAAAAUGUUCCCUAAAUACGAGUCCAUAUUUGAAAAGACAGAAAUAAUUUGGUCUACAGUAGCUGCAAUUGUAUUGUAAAAGACAAACUGGAGCUGAAAUCUUUGAUUUACAUUUACUUACUGUUUCAUCUUUGACUCCACAUUAUUUAUGACUGAUAAUCUUUAAAGUCACACAAAAACAUUGUUUUGGUAAUUUGCAGAUAAAGACAUGUCAAGUACAGAGUCCUAAAGGUGACACAAUGUUGUUAAAUAAUAAUACUUUUUUAUACAUAGAAAAAAAGAACAAAUUGAUUCAAGCAUUUAGUUUCUCUGGGAUCAACCUGGGUUUAAGGUUAUGAGUCCAGUUACCCCCAUUUUCCAUUUGACAGUUAUCUUAAAUGUAAAACAUUUGUUUUGUCUCUUUCUUGGCUUAUGGCCAACACUUGAAACAUGGAUGUAGGGAGAUGGCUAAGCGUCUCUAAACCCAUAUCUGUGAAAAAAGAAACAUACAUUAUUUAGGAGGCGCUCUAGUAUUGACAGAAUAUUAUCCUAUGUUACUCAAAUGAUAUUAUUUUUGUUAGUAAACAUCUCAUUUAUCAUAGCAGUAAAUCUUAACACCCUUUCUUUCCCUUCCCAAUUGAAUUUUUCUUCAGUUUUACUCAGAAUGUCAACUCAUCUCUUGACCUGCAAAUUGCCAAAAUGCAUUCCUUCUUGGGAGUCCAGACCAUGAAAAAGAAGUGUGACCUGAAACUGUAUUGGUCUGCUGUGUGUAUUCAGAGUGACAUACCAUAACAAGUGAAGGGCGUGACAAUCACGACCCACUCUAAUUCGGCACAUGCACCCACUGCUUUUGACAUAUUUCUAAAUGAUUUCCUUUAGUGUUAAUAUGGGAGUUGGAGCCUUAUAUUGCCAGUACUAUGUUGAUGUCAGACAAAGAUGUUGCUAUUAUUAAAAGAGUAAAUAUUCAUUUGAACUUGUUGUUUUUGAACUAUGAAGUAGUUAGUUGAAGUGUUUGAAAAAAGGUCUGUAGCCAACCUUUGUGACUAAAUAAACUGCAGUUUAAAUGUGCGAGACAGAAACAAGCUGCUGACGUUGUUCCUUGUAAAUGCCGUUUUCUGUGGUUCAAAGUUAAUAACUGUCAUUUAAAAACGUUGCGCUGUGAUCGUUUUCCUAUAUUUCAUUGUUUUUUGGUAAUGGUGAUGGUGUUUGCUUAAACUACUGUAUAAAGCCUCCUGUAAUGCCUCUGUACUCUCUAAAAGGCUGCUGCAUGCGCGUAAAAUCGUUUUGAUCUCUUUUUGACCGGCAGAUGUAA
Messenger RNA from Notothenia coriiceps (black rockcod), 5115 nucleotides. RefSeq names its product pituitary adenylate cyclase-activating polypeptide type I receptor-like. Lineage: Eukaryota; Metazoa; Chordata; Actinopteri; Perciformes; Nototheniidae. Gene Ontology annotation, molecular function: vasoactive intestinal polypeptide receptor activity; peptide hormone binding; G protein-coupled peptide receptor activity. The transcript has 12 exons. Gene Ontology annotation, biological process: cell surface receptor signaling pathway; adenylate cyclase-modulating G protein-coupled receptor signaling pathway. The coding region runs from base 110 to 1549 and encodes 479 amino acids. Gene Ontology annotation, cellular component: plasma membrane. The record is from RefSeq and is a predicted model, not a curated record.